This is a messenger RNA of Cladophialophora immunda, 1773 nucleotides long. RefSeq lists its product as uncharacterized. The record is from RefSeq and is a predicted model, not a curated record. The transcript is spliced from 5 exons. Bases 169 to 1314 code for a protein of 381 amino acids. NCBI's taxonomy places the organism in Eukaryota, Fungi, Ascomycota, Eurotiomycetes, Chaetothyriales, Herpotrichiellaceae. Gene Ontology annotation, molecular function: molecular adaptor activity; GTP binding; GTPase activity. Gene Ontology annotation, biological process: cytoskeleton-dependent cytokinesis. Gene Ontology annotation, cellular component: cytosol; cell division site; septin ring.
CGUCCACCACCUCAAUCGACACCCUCAUCCAUCUUAAACAAGGUCGUCGCGCUUCCAACAAUCUGUUUUCUUUUCUAUUCUCUACCUUCGUUUCGUCCUGUCGUCAGCUUCCGUUUUCGGGCGUCCUUGUUUUCUGCCGGCGCCCCUCACGCCCAGUCCUUCACAACCAUGUCUUCUCCGAUGAAUGCGAUUCGGAGAAAGAAGAAUGUCAAGAAAGGAAUUCAGUUUUGCUUGAUGGUUUGUGGUGCAAGUGGAACAGGCCGAACCACCUUUGUCAACACCCUCUGUGGCAAGCGAGUCCUUCAGCCUAAAGAUGCCGACGAUGCAGCCAAUGCCCAUCUGGAAGAAGGAGUAAGAAUUAAGCCGGUUACUGUUGAGCUGGAAUUGGAUGAGGAGGGCACACGUGUAUCACUGACCAUCGUGGACACUCCUGGCUUCGGUGAUCAGAUCGAUAACGAGUCCGCAUUCGGCGAAAUUGUUGGGUAUUUGGAGCGGCAGUACGACGAUAUCUUGGCUGAGGAGUCUCGUAUCAAGAGAAAUCCUCGAUUCCGAGACAAUCGUGUGCAUGCCCUGCUCUAUUUCAUUACCCCAACCGGCCACGGUCUGCGUGAGCUUGACAUUGAAUUGAUGAAGCGUCUCUCCCCCCGUGUCAACGUCAUCCCCGUCAUCGGAAAGGCUGAUUCUUUGACCCCUGCCGAACUGGCCGAGUCCAAGAAGCUGGUCAUGGAAGACAUUGAACACUACCGAAUCCCGGUCUACAACUUUCCCUACGACAUCGAAGAGGAUGACGAGGACACGGUAGAGGAAAACGCAGAGCUACGUGGCCUGAUGCCGUUUGCCAUUGUUGGUUCAGAAGAUGUGAUUGAGAUUGGAGGACGCCGGGUUCGUGCACGACAGUACCCAUGGGGUAUUGUGGAAGUCGACAACCCGCGCCACUCGGAUUUCUUGGCCAUUCGCAGCGCCCUCCUGCACUCGCACCUUGCCGAUCUCAAAGAAAUCACCCACGACUUCCUGUACGAAAACUACCGAACGGAGAAACUCAGCAAGAGCGUGGACGGUGGUGUCUCAGCGCAAGAUUCGUCGAUCAACCCUGAGGACCUGGCCAACCAGUCAGUGCGCCUGAAGGAAGAACAGCUGCGACGUGAAGAGGAGAAGCUGCGGGAGAUUGAGGUUAAGGUUCAGCGAGAGAUCAAUGAGAAACGACAGGAGCUGCUGGCACGGGAGAGUCAACUGCGUGAGAUAGAGGCUCGUAUGCAGCGUGAGCAGAGCCAGGGCAUGGAUGACCUGAAUGGUCACGGGCAUCAAGACGCGUAGAGGAGGGGGCAACGGCCCAAUCAAUCGGGGGAGGCGGAAGAUGUCGUGUUGAUAUCGGGCUCAUGCAGGCAUGGAUCCAAAAAGUGAAGCUGGUGUAGGCGUGCGGUGGGAUGAGGCUGACCACGGAGGCGUCGAGGCUGUUGCGGGGACGGCAGGGCGGUGAGUCUCUGCUCGCCAUUCAGGGGCCCGAUUGCUUGUCGAUGAUGGAUACUUGUUGCAGCAGAGUACAUUCUUCUAAUCAGCGGUGACUCGAGAAAGGCAAAUGAGGAGAUGGUCUUGUUUCCUUUUCCUCCUGCUGGGUCCUUUGAGCGCAGCGCAAUACUCGAUCCGUCCAACGAAGGCACCCAGUAAUGAACAGGCUCUAAGUCGUUUGGGCUGCGGCAGAGCAAGGUUCGGGCCUGGCACUGGCUUGAAGCCCCAGCAGGCAGUGCCCGUGGAUUGAUUCGCGGGUACCUGGCG